AUGGUUUUUACAGAAGUCACGGGAUUGCCACCAGAUCAGGAAAUCGAGUUCACCAUUGACUUGGUGUUGGGAACUCAGCCUAUUCAAAAGGCACCGUAUCGUAUGGCUCCAACAGAAUUAAGAAAAUUGAAGGAGCAGCUUCAAGAGUUGUUUGAUCGGGGUUUCAUUCUUCCAAGUGUGUCACCGUGGGGAGCACCGGUGCUAUUUGUGAAGAAGAAGGACAGGUCUAUGCUGCUGUGCAUAAAUUACUGUGAGCUAAACCGGGUGACAAUUAAUAACAAGUAUCCCUUAUCAAGAAUUGAAGACUUGUUUAAUCAACUCAAGGGAGUUUCAGAAUUCUUGAAGAUAGAUCUUCUCUCGGGAUACCAUCAACUCAAGGAGAUCCGAAGUUUCUUGGGUCUAGUAGGCUACUAUUGGAGAUUCAUUGAGGGAUUCUCCGCAUUGUCAGGGCCACUCACCGCCCUCACAAGGAAGAAUACCCCAUAUGAGUGGAGUGAAAAGUGUGAAGCAAGCUUCCAAGAAUUGAAGAGAAGACUCGUAAGUGCACCUAUGCUUACACUGCCCAUGGAGUCAGUUGGGUAUGUGGUCUAUACAGAUGCAUCAAAGAAAGGACUUGGAUGUGUGCUUAUGCAAAAAGGCAGGGUUGUGGCCUAUGCCUCAAGGCAACUGAAGGAUGAUGAGAAGAACUACCCUAUUCAUGAAAUGGAGUUAGCAGUAGUUGUCUACGAUUUAAAGAUAUGGAGGCACUACCUCUAUGGUGAAGAGUGUGAAAUUCACACUGAUCACCAAAGCCUCAAACUCACGAAGAGUGCCUACUUCCUCCCCAUCAAGAUUACAGAUUCACUGGACAAGUUAGCAGAGAUGUGUGUGCGGGAGAUUGUAAGGCUACGUGGAGUGCCUAUCUCCAUUGUGUCAGACUGUGAUCCAAAGUUCACAUCGAAUUUUUGGGAGCGAUUGCAGAAGGAAAUGGGGACUAAGCUAAAUUUUAGCACCGCAUACCAUUCGUAA
Messenger RNA from Alnus glutinosa, 1008 nucleotides. RefSeq lists its product as uncharacterized. Bases 1 to 1008 code for a protein of 335 amino acids. Lineage: Eukaryota; Viridiplantae; Streptophyta; Magnoliopsida; Fagales; Betulaceae. Gene Ontology annotation, molecular function: nucleic acid binding. The record is from RefSeq and is a predicted model, not a curated record. The transcript has 3 exons.